AUGGCACCACAAGCAUUGGGCGAUCCGAAGUUGGCGGAGCAUAAGCAGGAAGAAUUGAAGUCGUCCGAGGAGAUUCAGAAGCCUGGGAAGCAUGGCCCUCGAAAGCGAGUAUCACAGGCUUGUGACAGGUGUCGAAGUAGGAAGGACAAAUGCGAUGGCAAAAAGCCGGCUUGUUCAACUUGUGUCACCAAUGGUAGAUCCUGUUCCUAUGACGCGAAUGUGAAGAAGCGAGGAUUGCCUGAAGGAUAUGUACGUGGACUCGAGAAGCUGUGGGGAAUAGCUAUAAAAGAGGUCAACACCAUCGAAGACAGCAUAUUGACCGCGCUAGCUGGCAAUGAGGACAACGAAAGUGUCCUCAGCGUGUGGAAUGACGAGAAUAACUCAGAAGCGUGGGUGGAAACUUGGCGGAAGUCUCAGAUGUCACGAGAGCUGGAGAGGUUACUUUCAUCCCAAGAGCCUUCGGUUGAGACUAUGAAAAGAAAGAGGGUCGACUCGGAUGCUCAGUCUUCCAAAAGACUCGAAACAUCCACUGGUUACCAGAAUGGGAACCAAUGGCAGGAAACCUCUGCCAGUAUGACAUCACAGAACGACUAUCAAAAGCCACAACCGGAGGCCCGAGUAUCCUCAGCCAUCGAUGACUUCCUGGUCAAAGAGUAUGAAUCAAUACUCAGUCCUUCGACUGCCCAUGGCGCGAUCUCAGGUGGUACGCCAGCUGCUGCUAACAUCGAUCUCCCAGAACUACCUUCAGAAACCUGGCAUCUUCUGGAUGUCUAUUUCUCAUAUACGCAUUCUUGGCUGCCAAUUAUUGAGAAGCAUGACUUGUUACGAACCUCAUAUCAAUACUCUCAGAACCGCAACACGGGGUCAACCCCAGCAUCUGGGGAAAACGCCGCAUUAUGGGCGGCCAUUGCAUAUGCGAAGUUUCAGCAUAGAGCUAUAAAUAAUAUCCCACGUGCUCUAGGCAAUGUUGGAGAGAUGGUGUGGACCGCGGAGAGAAUGUACUCGCAAGCAAGAGCCCUCAUUCCUAACGAGGAAGGCAAUCUUGAACUUGGUCACGUGCAGGCUCUCCUGAUUUUAACACUCUCAAAUAUGGGUAUGGGUCAUUAUAGCCGUGCUUGGUCUUUGAUUGGCCAAGCCGUUCGAGCUGCAAUUGAUCUUCAGCUUGACCAUCCUGUAGAGCUUUCUUCGAAUUCUGUAAGGUCCCGUUCGAGAUCGAAGCAUGUUUUCCUGGGCUGUUUCGUGCUCGAUACCCUGAUUUCAGCUCGUCUGAAACGCCGGCCACAUUUGAGAUCGGACGAAAUCGAAGUAGUCGGACUCGUCGAAGAGGAUGGCUUGGAAGAAUGGGAUCCGUGGGCAGACUGCCUGAACGUGCGCAGGUGUAGCAGCUCCCGGGUCCCGGCUGCGAUUCUCAGCACUUUCAAUCGGCUGAUUCAGUUGCUGAAGUCGUUAAACGAUGCUGUUUGUGUGCCUCCAGGUGCCAAUUACUUGCAAGCUAGUACGACUGUGCAAGACAAGUUGCAUAUCUGGAUCCAAUCACAGCCUGGCUCAUUGUUUGAUUUCAUCUCGAACGAUGGCGACCCAUCGACACUCUUACUUCCACAUCAGAACCAUCUGUAUAAUAUAUACGUCACGACGCUUGCCGCAUCGCAACUGCUUCCACGCAGCAACGAAUAUGAAGCAGUGGAUCUGGAACCAUGCACCAGGUCCGCAAAGCAAGUAGUUGGGCUUCUCAACCAACAUUCGAACAACUUUGGGCUUUUGAUAGUCCCCCCAACCUAUGAGUACUUCGUCAAAACAGCAUACGAUGUUGUUCAUACUGUCCAGAGCAGCAUUGAGAGUACGCAUAUAACUCUCAAUGAUUGGAAGAGGAAUCUGGACCACUGCCUUGAUGCCAUGGAAUCAGCUUGGCCUGUUUUCGAAACCUUCAAAUCUUCCAUAACCUACCAAGCAACUUCAGAACCUCGGCGACACAGCCAAGUUGCUUUUGACUUGAUAAGUGGCACCAGCCAAGACACUGAUACCCCCAUGUCCGGAGGGAAGACACCUCAAAGUAUAGCAAGUCAUGAAACGAUGAAUUCUCACAGUCCUCAAAUAUUUAGGACAAUAACCAGGCCCGAGGCCUCCACUCCGAGGAACACAAUGCAGUCGAUGAAAGCCCGGACACCACGGAGCUCGUCUUUCGGACAAUCGUCAGGCCACGGGUUACCACAGAAUCCUCUCAAUAUGUACGAAAAUGCUUACGCCCCGUAUCAAAACAAGCGCACUUCCACGUCAAUUGAUAAGUCGCCCGCCACUAUAACGAGCCUACAACCACAGCCUUCAUUUAACAUUCCGCCACCAAAUAACCCACAACUGCAUCGCUCAUUGACUAUGAGCUCUGCAGACGUAGAAUUCGAUCCCAUGUUUAACGAGCUCAUGCGUCUCGAUGCGACGGAAUGGUCCGGCAACUGGGACCAAAGCCUCAUGAACCUAGGCUUCACCGAGUCCGACAACAUGAACCAAGAUUUCUACGCCUUCUGUCAGGAGCCCGAUCCCCUACAACAAAACAAUGUUUUCCAGCAGCUGGUUGCCAACUCCAAUGCCGAGACGACGAAUUUCUUUGACGCGAGUGGGAAUGUAUUUGGUGGGAUGGCUAUAACACCUGGGUUUGGAGGAUUAGGAAUGGGAGUGGCUGUGGGUGACGAGAAUGAGGGGAUUGAGGCAGGGCAAAUAUUGCAGGCGCUGAGUGCGGCCGAAGAGCAGAGGACGGUAGGGAGAGGUGGUGGAUGA
Messenger RNA from Hyaloscypha bicolor E, 2769 nucleotides. RefSeq lists its product as uncharacterized. The record is from RefSeq and is a predicted model, not a curated record. Bases 1 to 2769 code for a protein of 922 amino acids. Gene Ontology annotation, biological process: positive regulation of transcription by RNA polymerase II; DNA-templated transcription. Gene Ontology annotation, molecular function: DNA binding; zinc ion binding; DNA-binding transcription factor activity, RNA polymerase II-specific. NCBI's taxonomy places the organism in Eukaryota, Fungi, Ascomycota, Leotiomycetes, Helotiales, Hyaloscyphaceae. The transcript is spliced from 7 exons.